AAGAAAAAGAAUUUAUCAAAAUAUAAUAACAUUUCAAUAUAAUAUAUCGUCAAUUUCAUUAUCAGUAAAAAAAUAUUUUUAAAUUAUCAACAAUGCAUUGGGGUUCUUUAAAGGGUGCGGCCGUACCUGUAUUUGUAAUUUCCGUAGCAACGCUCAAAUUGUUAAGAUAACGGCGGCGUUGAUUCAGCAUUGACGCGAGGCGUCGUGUUUUACUCGAAGAGCUAUCAUAAGUUUCGAGCACAUCGACAACAGGCGGCGCAGGUUGCAAUAAAUUUACAGUUGUAUGCGGCUAUGCUGUAGAAAACGUAAAGAACUAAAGCUAUGAGACGCCUUAUUACGACAAAAUGAAAGUGAUGAUCGUUUCCGUUUAAUUUCAUUUUGUUGCAGCAGAUUUUUAUAAAAAAAAAUAAUGGAUAAAAGAAAUAAAGUAGAUUUAAUAUUGACAUGCAAUAAUCCUAUAAGUAUGUCAAAAAAAUAUAUAAAUCAAGAAUAUAUAAUUAGUCAUUUCAAUGAUAUUAAAUCAUGUGAAAAUAUAUUUCUAUGGCUUGAUAAAUUUAAUAAUCUAAUGUGUUCAUCUGUGGGACAUAGAAGUUAUGAAUUAUUAAAACAUUUACUUUUCCUUUACACACAAAAUAUUUUAACUAAUAUAAAUACAUAUUGUGAAAAAGUAUUGGAUAUGACAAAAUUAAAAAAUCAUCUGAGUACUACAUUAACAUUUUUUCAUCUUUAUUGGAAUGAUAUUAAAGAGCAUGUUAAUGAUUACAACUCGUAUUUAAAUGAAAUGUCAAUACUAUUAGGAAUAUACAUAGAUAUAGAACUUAAAACUUUUACACACACUAUGGAUUCAUCUAAAAUUGCUUCAAAACUGCUUUCAGCAUUAUGGAUAUAUCUAAGUAACUCAGAAAAACAUAUUUUUAGAGUAUUGCUUAAACUAAAAUUUGUUACUAAAAAAUAUUCAAAAAUUUUUGAUUUUAUAUUCAUGAAAAGUUUUACUAGUUUCAAGAAAAGUGUAGAAUCUUUAACAGAUGUAGAGUAUGUUAGAUAUUUACUUGUUCUAAAAAUAUGGAAAAAAAUGAAAGAAACUAUAGAAGAAAAAAAGGAAGUGAAUAAGAUAGCUUUAACAAUAUUAGGUCCAUGUAUUCCAAAAAUGCGAGAUGAAUUAUUGAAAAUUAUAUGUAAAAUUCCAACAGAAUUUGAAAAUGGAACUCUUGCUCUAUUACAACCAAAUGUAUUUAAUUUAAAAACUGCAUGUAAUAAUUUUUUAGUAUUUGAAGAAGCAAUUGAAUCUAAAGAUAAUUUCAUAACACAAAAUUCUGAUUUAUAUUUACAGGAUUUAUAUAGUGUUCAAAAAAGUUUUAUAAACUGUGAAUUAAUAAAAAAUAAUACAGAAAAUAAUCAUGCUUUUAAAGAUGGAAUAAAAAAUAAUAAAAAUAAUGAUGAACUUCUCCCAUCAAGAAACAAAUUUAAAAAUUAUAAAAAGAUAUCAAAAUUAAAACCUGGAGAAUUAAUUUUAAUUGAUUUAACUAAAGAAGAUGAACUAAAAACAGAUAAAAAGAAAAGAAAGAAAAAAUGUCAAAGAAAUUUAGAAUGGUUAAAAAUGGUAAAGAAAAAAUAUAAAAUACAGAAACAAAUUGAUGAACUAAAACAUAGAAAUCAAAUAAAAAUUUCAGAUGCUCAUAAUAUAAAGAACUCUGAAAAUUUUUCCCAUAACAUUCUUCUUGAAAAACAACUAAUUUCAAAUAAUAAGAUUAAUGAAAAUACAGAAAGUAGUACUUUAAUGGAAAAAUCAUUUCAGGAUAAUACUCAUAAUUUAAAAAAUACACAAGAUUAUAUUCUCAAUAAAAAUGAAGUAAAAUAUAUGUUUCAACAUAAACAAUGUGAUACAUGUAAUUCAUCAACAAAACAAACUGAUACACAACUCAAUAAAGUUCUAUAUUUGCUGGAAAUUCUAAGUACUAUGGGACAAAAUAUUAAAGAACCAAGAACUAUAUUAAAUCUAUUGAAAGAAAAUAGGAAUGAAAAUAAAAUGUCUUCUGAAUAUAACAUUUUUUAUAAAAAUAUAAUUAAUGAAUGUAAUGAAAUGAAUACUCAACAAGAAAGUUCCAUAAAGACAAUAUUAUUGUCAAAGGAGUGCCAAAAUGAUAUUACAGAUGUACAAUCCAUAAAACAAGAAUUACCAACAAAUAUAGAUCUUAAUGUGAUAGAAAAAAAUACUUACUGUCAAAAUGAAUCUAUUUAUGUACAAAGUGAUGGUCAUUUGCAAUCCAUGAAUAAUCCAGAAAUAAUAGAAACCAUGAAACAAAAUAUUGCUCAUGAAAUUCAUGAAUGCACAAAUUGUUGUAAAAAAAUUGAUAUAAAACCUUUUUCCUACCAUAACAAUAGCAUAUUUAAUAUCACAAAAAAUGAUGUGGCGCAAAAUACAGUAGAUAAGGAUGCUAUUGGUAAAACAUCAAUUUGUGACAAAAAUAUAAUGUGUAUAUUAAAUGAUCUUGAUAAAUGUAUGGAUGUUUUAAAUCGUAUUGGUGAACAUAUUAUGACUGUUUAUGCGGAAAAACAACAAGUUUUGGAAAAUGAAUCUACAGAAUCAUCAUCAAAAUGGAUACAAAACAUCAAUUCAUUGACAAAUGCAGAAAGAGAAGAACUUAGCAAAAUUUUAAAAUUUCAUGGAAAAAAAGACUUAUUAAAUAUAUGCAAAUGUCAAGAUAUUAAUUUUUUGGAUAAACUUUAUAAAUCAAUAUCUCAAUCAGAAGAAUAUUGUUCUCAUGGAAAAAAUAAUAUUCUUCUCGAAAACAAAUCACUUUCAAAUUCUAUAGGUAACUAUAUAAAAUCUAAAUUUGAACAUCCUAUUAAAGAAGAAAAUAAUGAAAAUUUUGAAAUUUUAAAAGAUAAGAUAUUGAAAACAAAUGAAUGUAAAAUUAGUACAUCAAUAGAUCAGAUAUGUGAUAUAUCUUCUAUACAUGAUUUGAAAAAUACUAAAGAAUUAGAUCGAAAUAUAAAUUGGGAAAUAGAAAAUUCUAAAGUAGAAAAUUUGCCACAAAAAAAUGAUGCAAAAUCAUGUUCUGUAGAUGAAUUUGAAAAUAUUGAUAUUUUAGAUAGUAUUCUAAAUGUACAUAUAACUAUUAAGGAUGAACAAGAAAUUUGGGAAAAUUCACAAUCUCCAUUGAUGUCGCCAAUUAAUUAUGAUAAUUCAAAUAGUGUAUUAGAUUGUAUUAAAGAUUUUUUUUCACCAUCUGAAUAUAUACAUUCUAAUGAAACAGAAGAAAAAUAUAUUUUAUCAAAUACAGAAAAUUCUCAAACAUUAUUACCUGAAGGUAGUCUUGGAAUAACUGGAAUAUUAAAUAGUUUAUUUGAUUUUGAUUCUCCUUCAAAUGAUUUUAUGUAUUCAAAUACACAGGCAAUUAAUCCGCGAUUAAUUAAAAAAACUUUUAAAGAUGAAAUAUCAACAAAAAAUUCUAAUAUAUCUGAAUUGAAUUUUGAAGAAAAAAUUACAGAAAAGAAUGAUUUAGAAAAUACAUUUUUACAAGAAAAUAAGGAAUUAUAUAAUCAAAAUCGUUAUGUUGAUGAUAGUAUGGAUAUAGUUGGAUUUGGAUUGAACUCAAGUGCAGAAGAAAUAAUUGAUUCUUAUUCAUUGAGUAAAAGUAUACCUUCAUUUUCUGAUCAUUCAACUGUUUUAGUCAAUUCAGGUAACAUAUCUUCUGAAGAUAAAGAAUUAUUUCCUAAAUACAGUCUUUCUAGUCCUACUGAUAAGUUUAAUACUGGUAAUUUUAUAGAAAAAUCAUAUAUUUUUCAAAAAAAAGAUAUUAAUCAAGUUCAACCACUUAGUGAUACAAAAAAUCAAGAUUUAUCUGAAAUUUGUAUUACUAAUAACAUUUCAUCAAAUAUGAAUUAUAUAUUAAAUCAAUCAAGAGAUAAUGUUCAGUCAUCACAAAAAUAUGCAUGUACAGAACUUGAAACUAGUCCUUUUAUAAAAAAACAAUCUUUAGAUUCUUGUGAUUUAUUGUCUUCCACAGAUUCAAUAUCAUGUAACAUUGAUACAACAUUUCAAUGUGUUAAACAAAAACAUAAAAAUUCUAUGAGACAAAGAAAUAUUCAAAAAACUAUGCAAUAUAAUAAAGAAAAACAAAAUCAUAUUACAAAACGUAAAAUAAAAAUUAGUACACAAUCUAAAUUACCUAAAUGGACAUUAAAUUCUAAAAGAAAAAUUAAAAUGAAAAAAAAAGAAAAAGAAUCAUUUACAUCUAUUAUUCAACCCAAUCAAGAUGAAUUAAACUUAAGAUGUUCAGAAAUUACUAUUAUCAAUCCUUUGAAUUAUCAAAAUAUACAAAAUACAUGUGAAUCACCAUUGUCAACAUUUCAAAUGUCAUAUUGUCAAACAUCUCCUAAAAAUUGUUGUACAUCUAAAAAGAAAAAUAAACAAUUAAAUUACCCAGGGGUAAAACAUAUGUCUCAACAAAAACAAAUUUUAUUUAAUCUUUAUGAAGAUUCUAUGGUGGAUACAAUCUACAAAGAAGAUUCCAAAUUAGAAAAUCCUCAAGAUAUUAUGGAAGACAUCUCAGAAGAUUCAAGUAUAUCAAAUAUAUCUGAAAAAUCACAUAUAUCUAAAAAUAAAUCUUGUUUCAAAUUAUCAGAAAAAAAUAUGGAAAUUGAUACUGAUAUAAUCAAAGCAAAUCUCAUAACAGAUAAGAAUACAACUAAAGUUUCAAAUAAUAUUGGAAAAUCUAAUGCCAAAUGGUCAUUACAAGAUAUAGAUAUGCAACCAUCAAAUUCUAUUAAAGAACAAAUAAUUACAACUUUGAAUGAAGAUAUAUCUUUGAAAAAAAGAAAAUUACAAUUUCAAAAUUUUAUUCAACCAACUUCAACAAAUGGAAUUCUUUGUUCUAUAAAUCAGCAAAAAAAUAAAAAAAAUCAUUGUGUCUCUAUAAAAAAGAAAGUUUUAGAAUAUCAUCAUGUUGAAUAAAUAAAUAUAAAUUUUGUAUAAUUAAAUAUUUUUAUGAAAUAACUAUAUUAUGUAUAAUAAAAUUUAUAUAUAUUUCACAUUUUGUCUACAUAUUCAAAUAAUGGCAUCAAAAACACAGUGUGGUAGUUUUAUCAAAUAGAGAAGUUUUAAUAUUUAAUUAGAUUUAAUAUUUUAAUAUUAAAUUUCAAAGACUCCAAAUUAAUAAUUCUCCUCAUGGAAGAUCAACAUUGGAAGACAUUUUAUUGUUUUGAGUGCCUUUUAAACAUCUUAUAAGUAAAAUAUUUUAUAUAAUCAAAAAUGCAUUUAUGCAUAGAGAAGAAUAAAUUUUAUGUCAUUUUGCAAUUCAAGACUGAUAUUUAAAUUUUAGUAACACGGACAUUAAAAUGUAAAAAGAAAAUUAAAAUGAAAAAAGAAGAAAAAGAAUUAUUUUUAUCUAUUGUUCAAUUCAAUCAAAAUGAAUUGAACUUAAAAUAUUCACUGAAUAUUAUUAUGAAUUAUCAAGAUGUGCAAAAUACAUGUAAAUCACUAUUGUUAACAUAUUUCACAUAUUGUCAUAUUGUCAAACAUCAUCUAAAAAUUAUUAUACAUCUAAAAAUAUACACAAACAACUAAAAUGUGCAGGUGUUCAACAAUUAAAACGUAUAUCUCAACAAAAAGAACAAAUUUUACUAAGUUUUCAUGAAGAUUCUAUGAUGGAUACAAUCUACAAGGAAGAUUUUAAAUUAGAGAAUUCUCAGUCUACCAUGGAAGAUAACAUCUUGGAAAAUUCAAGUAUGUUAAAUGUAUUUGAAAAAUCACAUACACCUGAAAACAAAGUAUUUUAUUUUAAAAUAUAAAAAAAAAAAACAUAAAGAUUAAUAUUGAUGUUAUCAAAUUGAAUCUCAUAACAGAAUAUAAAUAUAAUUAAAAUUUUAAAUAAUAUUAUAAAAUCUAUCAUCAAGUGAUCAUUACAGAACAUAGAUACAUUAUUAAGUCCUCUGAAAGAGCAAGUAAUUAUACUUUUGGAUAAACAUAUACUUUUGAAGAAAAGAAAAUUAAAUUUUAAAAUUUUUUUUCAACCAACUUCAACUUUAAAAAUAAAUGUAAUUGUUUACUGCACAGUCAACAAAAAAUUUAAAAAAGAAACAAAAUGUUAUAUAUCUUCAAGAAAAGGUAUGAUAUGUACAAACAGAAGAAUAUAAGUAGGUGAGUUGAUUAGAAUUUUUCCAGAAUAAAGCUUAUUUUUUUCCAAUAUAAGUAAAUAUUUCAUAUAUAUUUGCAAAUAAAUUUAUAUUAAACUUCCAAACUA
This is a messenger RNA of Apis dorsata (giant honeybee), 6245 nucleotides long. RefSeq lists its product as uncharacterized. The transcript is spliced from 9 exons. Lineage: Eukaryota; Metazoa; Arthropoda; Insecta; Hymenoptera; Apidae. The record is from RefSeq and is a predicted model, not a curated record. The coding region runs from base 410 to 4957 and encodes 1515 amino acids.